Messenger RNA from Naegleria fowleri, 1542 nucleotides. RefSeq lists its product as uncharacterized. The coding region runs from base 1 to 1542 and encodes 513 amino acids. Gene Ontology annotation, molecular function: allantoinase activity. Gene Ontology annotation, cellular component: cytoplasm. The record is from RefSeq and is a predicted model, not a curated record. NCBI's taxonomy places the organism in Eukaryota, Heterolobosea, Eutetramitea, Acrasida, Naegleriidae. Gene Ontology annotation, biological process: purine nucleobase catabolic process. The transcript is spliced from 2 exons.
AUGCCGCAAACCACUUCCACGACUUCCACCACCACCAACGGAGAAGGAAGUAGGAGGAGGAGAACAAGUCCUCUCAAAUCCAUUCUCAAAAUUCCAUUAUUUAUUUUGGUAAUAGCCAUGUUAUUGAGAGUGUACUUCAAGUUGGAAAGAACAAGAGAAAAAAUUGAUACACCCAUCACGAGGACAUUAAUUUAUAAUGCAACCAUUGUGAAUGAGAAUCAACAAUUUUUAGGACAUGUUCUCAUUGAAGGAGAAAAUAUUAAGAAAAUAUAUAAAAAGAAGAUGAAUUUAACUAAAUUUCAACAAGACUCUUCGACAAGAAUUAUUGAUGCCACUGGAUUAUACUUGCUGCCAGGUGUCAUUGAUGACCAAGUGCAUUUCCGAGAACCAGGACUAACACACAAAGCCACUAUUUAUUCAGAAUCCAAGGCUGCAGUAGCUGGAGGAGUGACCUCUUUUAUUGAACAACCAAAUACAAACCCACAAACCACAACUCAAGAGUUACUUGAACAGAAAUUUAACAUUGCACGAAACACUUCUCUUGCAAAUUUUUCCUUCAUGUUGGGAGGUACAUUAACCAACUUGCAAGAAAUAUUGAAAACAAAUGGAAGAAAUGUGGCAGGAAUUAAGUUGUUUUUAGGAAGUUCAACAGGAAAUAUGUUAGUGGAUGAUCCAAAGGUUUUAGAUGAAAUUUUCUCGAAAACAAAAGUACUUAUUGCUGCACACUGUGAAGAUGAAAAAACGAUUCGUGAAAAUUCUAAAAUUUAUAGAGAGAAAUAUGGAGAAGAUGUACCAAUUCGAUGUCAUCCAGAAAUUCGAAGUGGUGACGCAUGUUUCUUGUCUUCUUCAUUUGCAGUGAAUUUGGCUAAAAAGCAUAACACUCGAUUGCAUAUUUUCCAUAUUUCUACUGAGAGAGAAACACAUCUAUUUGACAAUAAGACACCUCUAAAAGAAAAGAGAAUUACAUCCGAGGUGUGUAUUCAUCACUUGUGGUUUAGUGACAAAGAUUAUGAAACGAAAGGCGCAUUUAUCAAAUGGAAUCCAGCCGUUAAAACUGAAGCUGACAGAGAAGGUUUAUGGAAGGCAUUACUCGAUGACAGAUUGGAUGUCAUCGCCACUGACCAUGCUCCUCACACCAUUGAAGAAAAGACCAGCAGUUAUUUUAAGGCAGCGUCUGGAGGUCCUUUAGUACAGCAUUCGCUAGUUGCCAUGUUACAAUUUUAUCAUCAAGGAAAAAUUAGCUUGGAGAAAAUUGUCGAGAAAAUGUGUCACAAUCCAGCAAUUGUAUUUCAGAUUGAAAAAAGAGGUUAUAUUCGAGAGAAUUACAAAGCGGAUUUAGUAUUGGUGAAUUUAAAUAAGCCUUGGACCGUUGACAAAUCAAAUAUUUUGUACAAGUGUGGUUGGAGUCCUUUCGAAGGAGUCGAAUUCAAAUCCAAGGUUGAAAAGACCUUUGUGAAUGGUGUCUUAGUGUUCGAUAAUGGAGUUUUUGAUGAAUCAAUCAAAGGCCAAAGGCUGUUAUUCGAACGAGAAGGCCUCGAGUAA